Molecule: messenger RNA, 426 nt
Organism: Schizophyllum commune H4-8
Lineage: Eukaryota; Fungi; Basidiomycota; Agaricomycetes; Agaricales; Schizophyllaceae
Exons: 2
Coding region: 1-426 (141 amino acids)
Source: RefSeq, a predicted model, not a curated record
AUGGCCGAGUUCACGCCCGACGACCUUUACCUGCCUGCUUUUCUCGACCCGCUCCUGGACUACCUUGAGGACCAUGUGCCCGCACCGCUCUACUCGACUCUCACGUCACUGCUGUCCCAUGCGCUGGCACUGUUCAGCGCCCUCAUAACCUUCGUCCUGAACCUGGUAAAGACCAAUCCCACAGAGUGGGAUGCGCAGAAGCUGCUGCCGCCCCUCAUCAGUGCGCUGGUCGCGUAUCUCGCGCUGCUGAGCGUGUAUCGGACGACGAGCUGGAUGUUCCGCUCGGCGGUGUGGUUCUGCAAGUGGAGUACCAUCAUCGCGGCACUCGCCGCUGGCGCUGGGUACUUCGCAGCCGGGGGCGGCAAUGCCGUGGGGAACGGAGGGGGCCUUCAGACGCACCCGAUCAUCGCGCAGCUCAGGCAGUAA